Suillus plorans is the source of this 1965-nucleotide messenger RNA. RefSeq lists its product as uncharacterized. The record is from RefSeq and is a predicted model, not a curated record. Lineage: Eukaryota; Fungi; Basidiomycota; Agaricomycetes; Boletales; Suillaceae. The coding region runs from base 1 to 1965 and encodes 654 amino acids. The transcript has 12 exons.
AUGUCUACCCUAGUGGCUCAGCAUGACAAAAAAUCCUUCUGUAGCUCAUUUCCUCCCAAGCGCCCCAAACGCUCCCGCAGACAAUGUGAAACCAGAAGCAACUCUGCUCCACAGACACUUGCCAACCAGAAGACAUCCAAUCUCAUGAAAGCAACAUCACCAGGUUUAUCACCACAAGAUAGUACUGGAAAUGGUUUAGAGUCCAUCAAAUCACUUGUUGAGGAAGAGGAGGCACCAGAUAACACACCAGUUGCAGUUCAGUUACACAUCCCUACUUUCACAGAUCCCAGCCCAUUGCGUGAUGUCUGCCAGCGGUCCAUUGGUUCUGAUCACUCUACCUCCAAUGUGCGGAGGGUAUUAAAUUAUUUAACGAAAUCAGCUUUACACGAGAAUCGCAUGGAAUUCCACGGUGUGAGAGCGCGAGAAUUUGAGUCAAUAGAGCGAAUAUUGGGCGAAACGGCCCGAGCAAUGCUAAACUUGUCCAGGCUAGCUUACGAUUACAACACUCGCAUCCUCAUCAUCAGCAUGCCCACCGUUCUCCAUGAAACAUUGUUCGACGAUUUGAAGGACUUGAUAGGCGAUGCCAUCAAGGCUUUUCCAUAUGAUCGCGCUAUUAUCUCCCCCAAGAUCCACAUGACGCGACCUCUCGAUACCAAAGACGGAUGGGUCACACCUGAUAUGACUAUAUCCGUUACCGCUUUGGAGGGACCUACAGAAGUUGUGAUGAUCCCUUUCUAUGGGGAGUGCGCUCUCACGGAGACUGAUGAACAUGUAUUUGGAAAGGUGGAAGACGUGAUAGCAGCGCAUCCGGAUGUCAUCUGUGUGGUUGUGGUAUUAGUACGCGAAGCUACGAAGUACGCCGCUCCGGUUGCAGAUUCCACCGCAUCAAAGACCUUGCAUGGUGGCACUGACAGUGAACCGCAACCCCUCACUCUCAAAUCAUUCAUCAAUCUUCGCACCACGCCACGUUCAUUCGGUGAGCCCGUCAUGGUGGCCGAUCACACUUGGUGCCACGUCGCUUCAGUUGAAUACUUUGUGUGGGUGAGGAAAGAUGAGACUCCGAUAGAUAUCCGUUCUGAUGAUCCUGCGGACAUGGCCUACGGUAUUUUGGUACCCAUGAUAGACAUGAACGCCGUCAUGCAGAUGCUCGAACGAGGGUUAAUCAAGAUCAAGGAGUCGUUCGUCGCUUUCCAGAAGCAGAUCGAACCUCACCUCGACUUCACCAUUCUUGAGGAAGCACGUAUCACAUCCUUAUCUGACUGGGACUGGAACGCGGCGUCAAAACGACUCAUGUCUGCUUCAGACAUCACCGCCCACAAACGCUAUCUCGAGUGGUACAAGUCGCUUUUCAUGACUGAGGACAGUGACAAUGCCCCUUACGUCGAUUCGCAGGAGGUAGAUGAGGGAAAUCAAGUGAUUGCUGAGGGCUCGGAGCCGUCAACAAAUGAGAGUACCUCUCGGCUCGGACCCGUUACAAGUGAUCAGAUCAUAGAGUCUGUUGAAGCAGGUGGUUGCGCAACCCUCACAUUGCCACGCCGCUUUCAGUUGCAUCCUAUAAAGCAGCGACGUCACCAUGAGGACUCUAUCGCUCGUCGUUUCGCAGACUGGUACAAACAAUCUCAUUUCAGAGACAAGUUUGAUAUUCACCCGUGCGCUUAUUCGAUGUUUCUUCGCAUCGUGGGCUGGUUCCAUGAGGAUAUCUCCUCACACUCUAACUCGCCAACUGGUACAAGACCCCGGAGGUAUAUUCUGCUGCAGUCUGUACCCUUAUAUGCUAUUCACGUCUUGCCCCUGAUGGCCACUUCGUCUUCGCGUCUCUCCAUGCUCAAGGCAAAAGCUUAUAUAUCCAAUCUGUUGACCCGUCAGAUGGAGGAUGAGACCUUCGAAUUCAUUCUUGGCCGCCUGAUCACGACGCUUCACGGUGUUGCCAUUGACGAACGUCACACACCACGCCCAUAUUCUUGA